Messenger RNA from Entrophospora sp. SA101, 507 nucleotides. NCBI's taxonomy places the organism in Eukaryota, Fungi, Glomeromycota, Glomeromycetes, Entrophosporales, Entrophosporaceae. The record is from the annotation of a GenBank genome assembly.
AUGUCACGUAUUUUAUCUUCUUUGUUUAAUACAGUUGAAGUUGACACAGAAGAAAUAGAUUUUACAAAUGAGGCAACCAUAAAGUUUCCAGAGAGUAAAGAAACAUUUGAAAUUAAUUAUAAUGAACAAAAUGGGACAUGGUCAUUAGAAAUUGUGAAAUCUAGUUAUCAUGUUAAUACAGGUGAAUUUGAUAAUUUUGAAACAUCUAAUUCAGCUUCAUCUGAUGAUAGUAGUAGUAAUGAUAGUUCAUCUGAAAAUGGUAAUGACAAGGAUGAUUCAGAUUCUGGGGAAUCAACAUUGAAUCCUGAAUUUGUUGAACUCACAUCAAUGAUGAAAACUUCAUUGAAUCAAGAAAACAGAAUCAAUAACUUAAAUUGUACUAAGAUAAAAAUAAAUAACAAGUUGAAUGUUGCAGCAAAUCAUAAUUCAUGUCCUAUGUCAUUAGAACAAUUUUUGGGUGGUGGAGAAAAAGAAGAAAAUGAUGAUGAAAAUGGUUCCUCAUCAUAA